Messenger RNA from Enterobius vermicularis (human pinworm), 675 nucleotides. The record is from the annotation of a GenBank genome assembly. Lineage: Eukaryota; Metazoa; Nematoda; Chromadorea; Rhabditida; Oxyuridae.
CUGUAUCGUUCUUAUUUUGUUUUUCAGAAUCGAAAAAAGUUGAUAGUACGUCAUGACGAUCCACAAUAUUCACAUUUCAAUCCGGCUAGUUGUCGACCCUAUACGCUGUUUAAAUCUGUCUACACAAAUAACACCGACAGACCACAAGAAUAUUCGUUUAAGACUGAACGAAGUACAGAAAGUCUGGCAACAGUAUGCCGUGAACAAGGUUAUAUGAUUGGUACAGAGGCUGAGUUAACGCUAAAGACACCUUGCGAAAUAGCAGAAUUAAAAGCCGGUUUCAAACAUGAGAUGAACUUUAAUAAUAUCCACGAGAAUACCAAAUCUGAGGUUAUGUCAUGGGGAGUGGACAGCAACGUUAUCGUUCCGGCACAUUAUACUACCGAAGCGUCAAUUGUGAUCGAAGAGAUGAACUAUCAGGGAAGUUAUUCUGUGACAUCAACACUUUCUGGUCCGGUCACUGUUUCAAUUAAAAGGCGAAGAGAUGGAGCGUUGGUGUUACCAUUGACGGUAAAUAUUGUUGAAGUAUUUCGAGAACAUCUGGAAUCACGGAUGGGAUGGAAAGAAGUGAGAGCAGCAGCGAUGAUCAAAGACAAUAAAGUGCAAUUAAUCUCCAAAGGAAAAUGCCAAUUUCAGGUGAUAUUUUAUGAUACAGAUACUGAUGAUAUAAGGUGA